AUGGGGCGUCGCGAUGAGAACAUAUCUCGGUCCAUAGUACUCGCCAUCCUCCGAGACGACAGCAAGGCUGACAGCGGCUUCCGCAUUUGGCGUCCGCUUCGCAGGUUCUUCGCGCUCUAUGGGCUCGUGCUCACCCGGAUUCGGCCAGAACUGUUCCAAAGGCUGAGGAACAAGACAUGGGGCAUUUCAGAGGAGGAUUAUAAGGCCAGCUUUAUGGGUAACGAGUCGCUCAUACAGAAGGGGGACAUGGGCUACUCGGGUUCGACAUUCUUCACGACCAAGGACAACAAAUAUCUCAUCAAAUCGGUGCCCCGCCGGUUCGAGCAUACCUUCUUCCGCGAUGAUCUGUUAGAACCCUACAUUUCGCAUAUGGAGUCUCAUCCGGAGUCCCUCUUGGUGCGUAUCACCGAUUUUCUCGCCUGGCGAUAUCGUAGUCUGGGCGGCCUGUUGGGCUUUGCGCCAAACCACCAUCUAGUCAUGGAGAACCUGCUGUACGGUCAAGAAGAGGAUUCUCAAUGGCAAACCUUCGACUUGAAACCGAUGUCGUACUUCUUUCCCGAAAGAGAUAUCGCCGGCGGCAGACUUGCUUCGCAGGCAACCAAAUCGAAGCUUGCCGACGAAUUCGACGACAAAAUGCUACUCAGCCAGUCUCAAGCAGAUAUGUUUCUGAAGUCACUGGAAGCCGACACCGAGCUGCUCGCGCAAAAUAACGCAGUCGACUACAGUCUUAUGCUCGUCCGCAUCCCUAGGCCUGCUUCGUCCGCUAGCGGCAGUGAACUUGACGACCCAUUCCGGGACCCUGAGCCACUUGACUGGCGGAAGGGCGUGCCGUCACAGGACAACAGAUGGUUGUUUCGCGCCGUGAUUCUUGACUUUUUCUGGGCCAAACACAAGGUUCGAGCCAAGAUGAUGACGAAUCUUGUCGACGCGUGGAACCUUGUCAAUGGCCAGGGGCCUAUGAGUAUCACCACCACGGCCCCGGAGUAUCGCAGCAGGUUUCUCGACAUGUGUAAGAGCAUUGUCCAGGUUGAAGAAGCUGGGCUAGAAGGUGGAGGUUCCGCAUCCUGA
Capronia coronata CBS 617.96 is the source of this 1068-nucleotide messenger RNA. RefSeq lists its product as uncharacterized. The record is from RefSeq and is a predicted model, not a curated record. Gene Ontology annotation, molecular function: phosphatidylinositol kinase activity. NCBI's taxonomy places the organism in Eukaryota, Fungi, Ascomycota, Eurotiomycetes, Chaetothyriales, Herpotrichiellaceae. The transcript is spliced from 2 exons. Gene Ontology annotation, biological process: phosphatidylinositol metabolic process. The coding region runs from base 1 to 1068 and encodes 355 amino acids.